AUGAGUCUCAAAAUAGCAGUUCUCGAUGACUACCAGGGUAUAGCAGAGGAAUACUUUGGAGCGCUGGGCGGCGAAUUUGAAAUCAGCGUUCAAGACGAGUUAGUGCAGCGGCUGGAGCCAUUUCAAAUCAUCGAUAUACAUGCCCCAAGUGGUGUUAUUGGCCAGGAUCAACUCGGGGAUAACACGGUAGAUUCUGACUUAUCUCAAACUACCUACAUAGUCACUACUCGAGAACGGACCCCAUUCCCCGCGGAACUAGUCAGGCGCCUGCCGAAGCUGAAGCUUCUCCUCACAAACAGCGCGCGCAAUCUAGCGUUGGACCUUGAUGCCUUGCAGGAGAGGGGCGUCGUCGUGGCCACGGUGCUGGGCCUGCCGCCCGUCGGCUACACGCCCGUCGUCGACUCGACGCCGGAGCACAUUCUGACCCUGAUCAUGGCGCUGUCCAAGAACAUCGCCGCAGACGACGCGUCGGUGAAAACCGGCGGCUGGCAGACGGGGUGCAGCACAAGCCUCUCUGGCAAGACGCUGGGAUUGGUCGGCCUUGGCCGUCUGGGAGUGGUCACAGCCAAGAUGCUUCAUGCCGCUCUAGGCAUGCAGGUCAUUGCGUGGAGCCCCAAUCUGACUCAGGACAAGGCAGAUGAGCAGGCCCGAGCGGCCGGGCUCGCGGCCACGCAGCCUGACGGGCGUCCGACAUUUGCGAGCGUCUCGCGCGAGGACCUGUUCAGCAAGUCGGAUGUAGUCAGCCUGCAUCUGGUCUUGUCAGACCGCUCCCGGGGCCUCAUCACGGCCGCCGAUCUGCACAAGAUGAAGCCCGAGUCCUUCUUCGUCAACACCUCGCGCGGCCCGCUCGUCGUGGAGAGGGACCUGCUCGACACGCUCCAACAGGGAAGAAUUCGCGGCGCCGCCCUCGACGUGUUCGCCAUCGAGCCCUUGCCCGCGGAGAGCGAGUGGAGGACAACGGCCUGGGGUAAGGAUGGGCGCAGCCAGGUGCUCUUGACGCCGCACACGGGAUUCGUAGAUCACGCCACGAUUCACGGCUGGUACAAGCAGCAAGCGGAAGAGGUUGUGCGCUGGAAGAAUGGUCAAGAGCUGGGCAAGCGCCUCGUGUGA
Molecule: messenger RNA, 1110 nt
Organism: Cordyceps militaris CM01
Lineage: Eukaryota; Fungi; Ascomycota; Sordariomycetes; Hypocreales; Cordycipitaceae
Product: D-isomer specific 2-hydroxyacid dehydrogenase
Exons: 3
Coding region: 1-1110 (369 amino acids)
Molecular function (GO): NAD binding
Source: RefSeq, a predicted model, not a curated record